GUAUUUUCAGUCUUAUAACCGGAAGUUAAAAUUGUAAACAGCGACUCAAACAGUCAAACAGCAGGGUUUAGAAAGAAUAUCAUGUCGUUUUUAUUCAUUCAAUGUUGUUGACGAAAUAGAAACUUGAAGCAGUACAUUAUGAAAAGGAAUGACUUGCUAGCUAAAUGGAGGCAUCAUGAUGCAGCAGAGUCGAGUCACCACGAGGAAAGAUCACAGAUUAGUAAAACUCAAAGAGAUGAUAGAAGACCAAGGAUGGUGAAGGAGAAAGGCCAACCAAGAAAACAUAAUUCCAACAGACAGAAAAGUUCAGGAAACUUAAGUCAGCAAAGCAAGUCGCAGGCAACAGGGACCAAUAUGGGGUCAGCAGAUACCAACAUGGAUAUACCAGGGUUUUACUUUGAUGUAGAGAAGAGAAAGUACUUCCGCAUUCAGCCCAACCACAACAGAAGUAGUAGCAGCACUGUGACAAAGGAGACAAUCCAAAGGAAAGAAAAGGAAGAACUCAGGUUAAAAGAAGUAUCUUGUACAGAAUCCUGUAAAAAACCAAAACUGUCAACAUAUCAACCUCAUGAAAAAGGUUCAAAAUGCUGCAGUGAUCUACCUCAUCUGUUGAAUAGUAUAUGUACUGGUACAAUAUCAAAACAUCAACUAGAUAAUUUGUUUGCUUUUAAAAGAGUUUCCAACAUAAAUUCAACUCAUGCUGGUUGUCAGAGACUUACAAAUCGUAAUCAAACAGCCUAUAGUAAACUUGAACACAUGCAGAAAAUAGAGGUUGGUGAAAAUUCAGAUUGUAUUCUUGGAUUGUGGAGCAAAAAGGAGAUUAGUAAUUACAGUAUUCAGCUGUUAGACAUAAAGAGAGAUAAGAGGUUAAAUGUUGAGAGUCGUUUAAGUGUCAACAUUGAGUCUCCAGACUUUUCUUCUUUAGUGACUUGGAAUAAGGUGACUGAUUUAUGUUGGGCUGACCUGAAACGUAACGAUAGUAACAGUAAAGUCAGACAUGUUUUGUUUACAACCAUGUCCUUCACCUGGGCUGGUGAUGACAUGAGCAUGGCCAGAAUAUGUCAGUUUCCAAAGACACUUGACAGAAGUCAUGACCUUGAGUUUAGUUUGGGUCAUAAAUGUAUAUGGACUUGUGCCUGGAACAAUCAUGGACAAAACUUUAGUGUAGGAAGUGAGAAGUGUGGUCUACUGCUGGACGUGGAAACAAGACGCCUCUGGGAACUCAACACCAACAAUAGUGAUCCCCUGGCACAGAUUUUUGACACAAAAUCCCGUUACCGUCUGUACAUGGGGACACGGAAGAACCAGAUUCUAUCUCAUGACCUUCGCAGCAUAUCUACCCGCCCUACAGCAAGCAUGAGUCAGUCCUGUAGUGUCUGUAGUCUACGACUUUUCCAGGAUGAAACAAAACUAUUGGCUAGUGAUGUUCGUGGCAAAGUUUGUCUAUGGGACCUACGAAUGAGGAAAGUUGUCCAGCGGUAUGUUGGAUUGAAAAACCAGUAUCGAUGUAUACCUAUACAUGUGGAUGACCAGGAACGCUUUGUAUAUGGAGCUGACUCCGAUGGAUACAUACAUUUCUGGUGCCUUCAGACAGGAGCAUUGCUGCGGACGAUACCUCCCCCAUCCUCUCUUGCACAGGACUUUAUCCCCACGGUGGCCUACUCAGAGAGGUGGGCUGGUGAGGAAGGCAAUGCUGGCCUGUUGAUGGGCCUUGGUGACAAGUUCUAUCUUUACCCAAGCAUGAAUGCAGAUGUUGACACCUCUUCUGUAUCAACUGAUGUCUCCACGCCCAUAUAUUUUUGAUAAGUGCUGAAACUUAUCUCCCAUUUAAAUGACUAUAAAUUUCUGUGAUAUUGUGUGUCCUAAAAACAGCAAUUAAAAUUGUUUGGACAUAUUG
Molecule: messenger RNA, 1897 nt
Organism: Pecten maximus
Lineage: Eukaryota; Metazoa; Mollusca; Bivalvia; Pectinida; Pectinidae
Product: DDB1- and CUL4-associated factor 4-like
Exons: 6
Coding region: 139-1803 (554 amino acids)
Cellular component (GO): Cul4-RING E3 ubiquitin ligase complex
Molecular function (GO): protein binding
Source: RefSeq, a predicted model, not a curated record